Molecule: messenger RNA, 3525 nt
Organism: Exophiala mesophila
Lineage: Eukaryota; Fungi; Ascomycota; Eurotiomycetes; Chaetothyriales; Herpotrichiellaceae
Exons: 1
Coding region: 264-2072 (602 amino acids)
Biological process (GO): cardiolipin acyl-chain remodeling
Cellular component (GO): mitochondrial inner membrane
Molecular function (GO): A2-type glycerophospholipase activity
Source: RefSeq, a predicted model, not a curated record
CUCAUAUUUGCCAUCGCCCUCGCUCGCUUCCCCUGUAGCACACAGACGGUGACCUCCUCAAUGAUCAAAUACACCAUGUCUACCACGUCUAUCUAGAGCCUAAGUGCUACCAGGUUCGAUCUUCGUUUCCUUGUUAUAGACACUCUCCUUUAAUUGAUUUAUUUCUCCACUCGCCCGCCUCCCAGUUUGACUUCCUCCCCAACCUUUUCAAUCUUGGUCGCCGUCAGCAUUCUGAGGCUGGCCAAGUCCUUUGAUUGUCGCGUAUGAGUUGUACGGUGGCAUCAACUCUGAGAGUGACAGUUCCAGAGCACAUCAGCCUGCACCGAAUCCAUCCGCAUCUCCUCUUCCGCUCCCAGUCCACCGCCACUUUCCCUGCCCAGGAGAACCUUCCUCCGACCUCUCGUCGUCCACCCACCAUGUCGACUGAUGCUGCUGAAAGCGAUAGCGAGGUCCACGGCCGUUCCCAGCAGAGUCCCCUCGCAUCCCAACGCGCCAAAGCAGAGAAUCCCAGACGCAGCAGAUUCGAGAACCUCUUUCCUCUGGGCUACAAGGAGGGCUUCAGUCAAUGGUGGACUGCUCUGCCCGCCGCUCAAGCUGAACAUGCUGUUCUUUCUCACAUCCCCUACCUUCAGAAACCACCUACGCAUACUCAGACUGGUUCCGAGCCACCCUCAGUCAACCCUUCUACUACUUCUCUGAAUUUCUCUGGCGAUGCAUUCGCGUCCCCCACCACAACAAAUUCCAUCACCGAUCCUCAUGGGCCACGAACAUGGUACUCGCGCAUGGUUCCCCUCUCCGGCAAGAAUCGAGCUCUGAAUGAAUUCUCAGUCCAGCGGACAGGAGAAGAGGCCGACCACAGCCUGGUCAUUUUACAUGGAUAUGGAGCUGGCCUAGGCUUUUUCUACAAGAAUUUUGAGCCUUUAUCCCGUGCACCCGGCUGGCAGUUAUAUGCUUUGGAUAUGUUGGGCAUGGGUCGAUCGUCUCGCCCACCGUUCAAGAUUAGGUCCAAAACUCGUGAGGAACAAAUCACCGAGGCCGAGGCUUGGUUCAUCGAUGCUUUGGAGGAAUGGCGAAUCAAGAAGAACAUUGACAAGAUGACCUUGGUUGGACAUAGCAUGGGCGGCUACAUGGCUGUUUGUUAUGCCCUCAAAUAUCCAGGCCGGCUGAACAAGCUGAUCCUCGCCUCUCCUGUGGGAAUUCCCGAAGAUCCUUACGCCACUCAAGCCGCUAUGCCCGAACCCCCCGAGUCUACUUUACAGAACGAGUUCACUCAGGAUCAGGAGACCCAGACUGUCACCAGCGCAGAUAACAAUAAUUUCCUCAACGCCCGCAAAAAGGCCGAACAAGCUCAACAAAAGCCCAACCCCAGCCGCGCACCUGUGGGUGGCACCGACGGCGAAGCCGUAGCUCCUCGACGCCCGCUACCCAAGUGGUUGACGUACCUAUGGGAUGCAAAUAUCAGUCCCUUUAGUUUUGUGAGAUGGUCAGGGCCUCUGGGCCCGAGACUGGUUUCUGGGUGGACGAGUCGAAGGUUCAGCCAUUUACCACCUGAAGAGGCCCUUUCACUGCAUGACUACAGUUACAGUUUGUUCCGGCUUAGGGGGAGCGGGGAGUACGCAUUGGCUUAUAUCCUCGCGCCCGGCGCCUUUGCGAGGAGCCCACUGAUCCGCCGCAUCCAUGGCGUAGGACGGCAACUCUUACCACCCCACAACUUGACUCCGUCCUCUCCUUCUGAUCUCGCUCCCUCUCCGGUGACUCAGGCUCGGGAGACUGGCGUCCCAAUCGUCCUUAUGUACGGUGAGAAUGACUGGAUGGAUGUUAAAGGUGGACACGCAGCGAAGAAGGCCAUCGACGCCGCGAGAGAGAGGCAUUUACGGAACGCCUCCCCAGAGGACGCUGCCAAUGACCAGGGAGGAGCCAAAGUCGUCAUAAUCAAACAGGCAGGUCAUCAUGUCUACCUCGACUCACCUGAUGAAUUCAACGAUGUGAUGCUGAGAGAAAUGGAUGAUGUGGUUAAGAGAAGCAAAGGCACAAAGAGAGGCGGCGUUGGAGGGGUGGAAGUUGUACCUUGAUGGAGCCAAUCUUGAGACACUGGAUUUUAUGUCUCUCCAUGCGGUCUGGAUUCAACCCCAGUCUGAGUUGCUCGCCACAGCUGAGCACAUUGCAGUUUUCUCUGCUUCUUUGAGGCCUAUGACUUUGGGGGCCAUACUACUUGGUGGCGGUGUACUCGCAACUUGCUGUCUGGUGUGCUGUGACUUCAAGUCAGCCUUUCGAGGUCAUGUCACGAGAGUCUGGAUAUUGCAUUUUGCAAUGGAUCAUGGCAAGUCAUGUUGCCGGUGAUACCACCAGAGUGCCGUGUCAGGUGCAAGCGUCGCCAUCCACUUCAGGCGUUGUGCGGAAACCUAUGAUAGAUUGAUGAACUUGAACAGGAGCGAUGGUUGUUUAGGAGAUUGCAAUCGUCGAAUCAGGCCUGUCAUUUUAGAUGUAUUCUAGCGCAAAAUAGACCUUGGACUUGAACAGGGUUACGCAAAGCGACUAUGCAGACAGCGAUAGAGCUCUCGAUGGGCCAGGUUACAAGGCUGUGGAUCCUGAUAUUCAACGUCUUGACCUCGGAGUUUGUCUACGAUAGGCUUGGAUCAGGCAAACCACCGACCUUCCAGAGAGUUUCGACUUGGAACUGGAAGUCGAGGGUCACAGGGUGUUUCUCCACUCUCGAGACUAGAAGAUCAUCAUUGCAGGAAACUUCAAAACAGACCGACCAGGUUUCUCGUUCAGAUCCCUGCCCAAAUAGUACGAAGUUACAAGCCGUCAGCUACUGAGUUUGGUCGUAGCCUGGCGGCAUCUGCCUACCUUGAGGGUUCAUCACAUCGAUUUCGAGAAUAAGGCAAGCCACGCCUGACUGACGGAUUACUCGGAGCAAGAUUGUUGUUUCUCGGAACCAUGGGGUGGCCAAGGGGGUGGCAGGUAGUUCAUCUGAUGAUGCGUACGAGUUCUCUCUCUCACACUCCGUACCUGUUGGAUUUGCAUACAUAGGGCUGACGGGCUGACAAAUGCCAGGUGGGAUUGGGAUAAGUGAACAAGAUUUGUGGAUCAACAAGGAAGUCGUAUCGAUAUGAUUUGGGGGCUGUUCAACUGUCCUUCUGUCCUUCUGACUCCAUGAUUACGGAGUACUGCGAGGGGUCGGGAUGUGCCGCACCGACCGGCUGUCGAUCCUGGGUGUCUGAUCGUCGAACGAUAAUCUCCUGAUGUUUGAUGAUAAUGCAUGCAUUCUCACUUCCAUGAUCGUCAGUGAUUGUUCUAGGGAGCGAAGGGAAGGGAAAAGAAGGGGAAACUAGGCAGGGCAGGGCAAUCAUCUCACCUCCGGUGGGGAUGAGACUUUGACGGCUCGUAUAGACGGCUUAUGGGGAUGAUAAUAUAAUAUGAGAGUUAAAGAGUUAUUGGGAGAGGUGUAUGAAUAGCAUCAUUUGGGUGUCGUAUUCGUUAACUGAUUCAACGGCGUAAGCGUUAGUCUUCCUCGUGAUAUUG